This is a messenger RNA of Zingiber officinale, 1509 nucleotides long. Its product is annotated as BTB/POZ domain-containing protein At1g55760-like. The record is from RefSeq and is a predicted model, not a curated record. Gene Ontology annotation, molecular function: protein binding. NCBI's taxonomy places the organism in Eukaryota, Viridiplantae, Streptophyta, Magnoliopsida, Zingiberales, Zingiberaceae. The transcript has 4 exons. Bases 327 to 1331 code for a protein of 334 amino acids.
GUGUGUUGGAAACAUAUGUCACUAAAUUAUUUGGAAGCCCAUGAAAGGGUCGCCUUCCUGGCGCUCCCUCUCCUUUGCCAAUGCUUCUUCAAUGGCAGAGAGGCGAUUGCCCUUGCUGGAUUCCGCAAAAGAGACGCCUCGUUUCUUCGCCCCUUUGCCUAUUUCUAGAUUUUGACAGGGGCAGUUUUGUAGGGCACUGCCGCGUUCAUGAGGAGAGGGGAUCGGAGGAGGCAGAGAGGCGGAAGAGCAGAAGGCGGAGCGGUGGCGGAGUUUCCUGAUGCCACGGAGAGGUCACCGCAGCAGCGAUCGCGGCAGGACCAACGAGGAUGAGCGAUCGAGCGUACCGGGUGGAGAGCACAACGCGGCUCGCGCAAUGGAGGAUCGAUUCCCUUUCCACUUUCUCUUAUCGCAGGUCCGACCUCUUCAAGCUCGGCCUCUGGAACUGGUAUCUCGCAGUCGAGAAGAGCAAGCAACUCUAUGUCAAACUGUACCCUGAGGAUUCUAGCUUCACAAGAGAAAAUCCACCUAUUGCCUCCUUCAACAUCAAGAUUGUGUUUCCAUCUGUUCCAAAUCGCCAAACCUUUAUCCAUCCAGGAAUUUCUGACAAACAGUUGAAGAACAAUGACGACUUUGUGUGGGUUAUUGAUAUGUUACAAACUGGCAGAUUCAUCAUCGACGUUGAAUUCCUUGAUCUAAAGAUUGUAGCUCCAUCAGGUGGUGAUCCUACAUCCAUCUGGACUGGCCAUCAGGCUGACAAGCACAGAGGGGCCGCGACCACCCUCGACUCGUUUAGGAGGAUGCUAAUUCAUGGUGUCCACACAGACAUCAGGAUCAAUGUCACUGAUAAUCUCGCUGACGGCAGCAUUGGUGCACACAGAGCUGUCCUGGCUACAAGAUCUCCUGUUUUUCGCAGCAUGUUUGCUCACGACCUCAAAGAGAAAGGACUUUCCACCAUCGACAUCUUUGACAUGCCGUUCGCCGCUUGCCAGGCCUUCGUCAACUACAUUUAUGGCAAUUUCCAGUCCGAUGAAUUCCUUGUCAAUCGCAUAGCGCUCCUACGAGCCGCCGACAAGUACGACGUAUCUGACCUGAAGGAGUUGUGCGAAGAAAGCCUCGCGGAUGACAUUGAUGCCAGCAACGUGCUCGAGAGGCUCCAAGUUGCCCACCUCCACCACUUGCCUAGGCUGAAGAGCAGCUGCUUGAGAUAUCUUGUGAACUUUGGAAAGAUCUAUGAGAUUACUGAAGACAUCAAUGUCUUUAUGCAGAAUGCUGAUAGAGAACUGAUAGCUGAAGUGUUUAAGGAGGUUCUUGCUGCGUGGAAUGGCCUCUGAAGGCAUAUCUCACAGUGCUUAUUCUUAUAGAAGGGGUUGAUUGUUUUUUUCAAAAUAAAAAAAUAAAUUAUUGUACAUGAAUUUUUAUAUUGUAAAAUGUAUGAUUUGAUUAGGAGAAUGUAAACGACUAUGAGCCUGUAACACCAUAAAUAUUCCGUGGUUUCAUGUUGCCAUUCAG